AUGAAAGAGUCAACCGACGACCCAAAGAAAAUGACACAGUCCCAUUACUCUCUUCGAUGGAACAACCAUCAGACCCACAUACUGUCGGCAUUCGAGGCUCUGUUACAGGCUGAAACUUUGGUAGACGUCACUUUGGUAUGUGCGGAAACGUCAGUUCGGGCCCACAAGGUCGUCCUGAGCGCUUGCUCGCCGUUUUUUCAGCGAAUAUUUUCGGAAAACCCUUGCAAACACCCGGUUAUCGUUUUGAAGGACUUCAACGGGUGGGAGGUACAGGCUAUUGUGGAUUUUAUGUACAAGGGAGAAAUAUCUGUGAUCCAAGAACAGUUACAAAGUUUGAUCAAGGCUGCCGAGAGUCUGCAGGUUCGAGGUCUAGCCACCCAGGACCCGUUCGAUAAGGAAAGUACUUCGAUAAUUAAUCAGACACCAACUCCGUCUGCUUCGCCAAAUGAUUUUGAUCGGAACUACUACAGUAAUACCAGAUUUCCAAAUACAGGGGUAGCCCCCAAAACCCCCUCGGAACAAACCUCACCGUUUUCUCCGUCUUCAGCGCAAAACAACUUCGAAACCCCAAUAAAACUGCCACACAUGCCGCGUCUUUCCUUUCCAGAUACUCUCCUGCCGAGGCCAGAAUGUCAGUCGCCGAUACCGAGAAGAAAACAAGCCAGACCGCGAAGGCGGUCAGGAGAGAUGUGUGGCCCUCAAGACCUGUCCAUUCCACCCCCAAAAUCUGAGUCCCCAGCCGAAGAGACUGCUGAGAACUUAUGUAUAAAGAAGCAAAUAAAAGAACAAAAACGAGAAAUCAAAGAAGAGAAAUCAAGGACGCCGGAAAUGAGUAUAGGAAGUCCGGAAAUGGACUUGAGCCUGCCCAGCACCAAGGACUUUAGAACUUCUCCCAUUAGUAUGCAUCCGAUCCUCAGUCUCAAGCAAGAAAUUGAUAGUCACUCACCGCUACCCUUUCCGCCCAUGCCGUCGGUUUCUGCCUUGACCAUGACACCGCCCCAUAGUAAAUUUUUUGGUCUGGAUUCUCCCCUCGGACUAUUUCCCCCAGGACUUGAGGGAUGUAGGAAUCCUUUAUUUGACAUGCCAGAUCCGAGGACGACACCUGAUUCCCAAAUGUUCGUUAAAAAGAAAAGAAAAAGCCUUAAACUUGAGCAACUGCGAAAAGACUGCAUCGGGGGUCCAAAUGCUGCCAUGGACAUCCUCAACCUUGGAAGCAACACCAACACCAACAAUCCUUGCAAGCCUGAGAGAGAGCCUGAACCGAUCCAGCCCAAUACGAGGCCAUCGAGCACGGAAGACCAACACCCCCAGCACUCGAUGUUCAACCCUUUCACUCACAGCUUUUACCCAGACUUCGGGUCCGCGUUUCCCAUACCAGUGAGCAUGAUCCAUUUGCUGCCUCAAAGCGAAAAGAGUAGGGAGCAGUUUUCACAGCAGCAACAAAUGGAGGACGAUAGUAAAGAGCGGGCGAAAGACGUGAGUGACGAGAUGCAGCCCGAUUUAUUCCGACCACCGGCGCUAUCUGUCGAGGAUAGACGCGAACUAGUACAACAGAAUGGGCAAGAUUAA
This is a messenger RNA of Diabrotica balteata, 1569 nucleotides long. The record is from the annotation of a GenBank genome assembly. NCBI's taxonomy places the organism in Eukaryota, Metazoa, Arthropoda, Insecta, Coleoptera, Chrysomelidae.